GGGCGCCCAGGUUCGGGUUGCCAUGACAGCGAGGGACGCGGGGCGGACGGGCGUGGAGGGAUCCGGCCGUGCUUCCGUCUCACCCCGCCUCUACCCGUCCCGGGCCGCCAGCGGGUGCUGGUCCUACAGCCGAGGAGCCGAGUGGCUGUCCCCACGGGCGGCCCUUCCUCUUCUCGAGAGCGUGGGGGUGAUGGGGGAGGGAAUGUUUUAUCCGGCCGAGGGACUAUUUUCUACGGCGGAAGGAAACGCGUUGUGAAACAACUAACACUCCUGGGGAGGGGACGCCGCCAUGUUGCUCGUGGCUGGGCUUUGACGUGCGGCGAGGCAGUUGCUCCCACCGCAGCCACUUCUCGCCUCCCCUCAGGUCUCCCGGAGCCUCGCUGGAGCCGGUGAGGGGACUCCGGCACGGGGGUGCGGAGGCCGGUGGGAGCGCGGGGCUCCGCUGCCUGCCCUCGUCUCCCUUGGGGCCUGUGGGGCUCGCCUCAAGGCUGGGCUGGGCCCCUGCGGCCCUGAGGGGGCCCUGCCUUUCCAUCUCACCGGUGUUGCCCCCAUCGCUGCUACCGCGGUGGAGGGGCCGGGCCUGUGGGCCCUCUGGACGUUUGCCUGUUGUUUGUUGGCUUAGCCUUCACAAACUACUAGGUUCUGUUCAUAGAGGUAAUCUGUUUGCCCUAGGGGCUGGUUCUCACCUCGUGCUCUGUCCCAGUACCUGAGGGGAUCCGAGGGGACCAGGCCACCAGUAAAGACCUGUAAAAUCUGUGCUUGCAAAGGGUGACAGCCCUCUGUGCUUAGGAGAUGGUGACUUGAGCCUAUAGGCAUGGCCAGCAUAAAGGCUUUUGUCAGAAAGGUGAUUUUGAGAGGACUGAGGCAUGUGUGAGGAUACUUACAUUUUGUCACAUAAAUGAUUAAAAUUGUCUUCUCAAAGCUGCUGUUGAGACCCGUGUUUGGGCAGAGACUGAAUUUUAGCAGAUGAGUGAGUGGGGGAGAGCAUUCUGCUUUAGUGAACAGGACCCAUGAAGCAAGAGAAACCUGUCUUAAAAAAAAAAAAUACUGAUACAAACCUAUACUACUGACAGCAAAGUAGGAUGCAGGUAUAUCUGGCAAGAAAUUUUAGGCAGGGUUAUUCUCAGGUUUGAUCGGAAUAGAAUAAAUGACCUAAUAGAGAACAGCCAACCUGUUCAUGGGGUUUAGCAUUUGUGGACACAACUGUUAGAUUAAAUUCAAAUCUUGUUUUACCUGUUCAGGCUUUGGAAAUAUUUCGCUGUGUUUCUGUCUCAACACAUGAUUAAACUUUUAGUUUUAAGACCUGCAAAACAGCUGGUGUCUCAUGUAAGUGGUCCCUUCCCUUGCUAACCAUGGAGAGUUGACAUCUCAUAGUAAGAGUCCAAACAAAACAGAAAAGGAAACGAUUAAGAUGUAGUGGCAUCUUCAGUUAUUGAGAUUGAGGAAAAAAAUCUGCAGCUAGAGAUUUUACCACAUGCUGUUUCUUUAAAGGAGAUUGCUACAGCAGGCAGAUUUUCUAUGUUUGCUCUGUUUUGCCUUUCCUCUGUGAUGAGAGCAGAUAUCUCCUUUGCUUUGUGCUCAUGGAAAGGCUCUGUCUUUGUAAAAAAAAAGAUGAAGAGUGAGUCUUGGUACUAGUAACUGAAAACAGAUAGAAAGGAAGCUAGUGGGGGGUUUUCUUUGUUUUGUAAACUUACGAAAAUAGAUAUUUUUAUAGUUUCUUAUCUUAAGCUUGUCCAGGGCUUUACAACAUCCAUGUCUCAGAAAAACAAAACUGCUUUGAGUGAAAGGAAAUCUACAAACGAUGGCCUGAAGCAGGAGCCUGUGGCACCUUUGCAGACUAGUCCAACAAUGUGUAGUGUGAAUAGCUCUGAGACUCCCUGGCUACUAAGAUUUACAUGUCCGAGAGCUGUGAGAGAACACGAUCAGCAAAGGCCUUGGCAGGUAGCACCUGAUGAAAGUCGAGACAUCGUUGCUUCUGCUCAGUGCAUCUUGGACAGAGAAAAUUAUUUUGUGAGGGAGGUGGACAGAUAUUUGAGGCACAAUGAUUACUUAAAUCUGAGAAAGAAGGAGAUCCUGUACAAGAAAUGGCUUGAGGAUGUUUCAGAGCCACUGCUGCAGAAAAUUGAGGACAAAAUGGACAGCCAGUCAAAUGAAGAAAUACGGAAGAGGAAAGAACAACAACUCUCUCUCUAUUUAAACUACUGUAAAAAGAAGGGCUAUGUGGCUUUGGAAGUUUAUGACCCGUCAGAGUACGAUCCGUUCUUCCUGAAGACGUGUACAGACUGCUGGAAGGUUUCAAUACCAACAUUACAGGAUCCUCUGUUAGAAGACAUUCAAAGAAAGAUUAUUGAGACAGGCAUUAUCAAGCAGUGUGAGACAGGUAUUUUAAAACAAUUGGUAUCCCUUGGAAGUGUUUCAUCUUGGGGGACCAUCCUUGCUUGUGACAGUAGAUGCUCACAUGAAGCGCUUGUUACUUUCCUGCCAGGAAGACCAUGCUCUGCCAGAGAGCUGCACGAGCUCAGUAAAGCAGAACUGCCGCUGCUUCCUCUGAGCCGGCAGCGUAUGGAUGCAGCUGAGUGGCUGAAGAUACCACACGCCUACAUUGCUAGUGAGGUCCACCAAACGAAGAGGUUGAUUACUGGGAGGCAGCACAACAGCUACAGUGGAUGAGGCCUUUCCUUCUUGGCUGCAUAGCAAAGUAUUUGCUAAAACUUAAAUUUCAUGGUGAAUUCUGCUUAAUUGUGUAUUUCUCCUGAGAAAGGAGCAUUGGUGAAGGGAAAGCCUUCAGGUAUGGAGUAGAUAGCAGGAUGUAUUCAAGUAAAGCAUUGAUGGUCAAGCUGAGCCUUGAAAUAAAGUGGCUUUUGGUGGGGAGUUGACUGCAUUUUCUGUGUGCAGCCUGGCAGCCAGCCUUACAGGUCAAGACAUGGAAUACCUCAUGGAUGCUUUACUGGAAGAUCUGAUGUUCAUAUUUACUUUGGGUUUUGUUUUGUGGUUUGUUUGUUUGUUUGUUUGGUUUUUUAUGCUUUUAGUUUGUAGAUUUUGGGAUCAGAGGGAGGUCAUCCUUGUAUGGCUGAGGUUGGAAGGGACCUUUGGAGAUCAUCUUGUCCAACCCCUCCUGCUAAAGCAGGGCCACCUAGAGCCAGUUGCCCAGGACCAUGUCCAGGCAGCA
Molecule: messenger RNA, 3169 nt
Organism: Tyto alba (common barn owl)
Lineage: Eukaryota; Metazoa; Chordata; Aves; Strigiformes; Tytonidae
Gene: FAM228B
Product: family with sequence similarity 228 member B
Exons: 6
Coding region: 1753-2670 (305 amino acids)
Source: RefSeq, a predicted model, not a curated record